Messenger RNA from Exophiala spinifera, 993 nucleotides. RefSeq lists its product as uncharacterized. Bases 1 to 993 code for a protein of 330 amino acids. Gene Ontology annotation, molecular function: hydrolase activity. Lineage: Eukaryota; Fungi; Ascomycota; Eurotiomycetes; Chaetothyriales; Herpotrichiellaceae. The record is from RefSeq and is a predicted model, not a curated record. The transcript is spliced from 2 exons.
AUGGACAAACUCAGGAAGAAAGCCCUGACUGUUUCUCGAGGAUACUCGUACACCUACUCUACGCACUUCCACGGAUCAUCAUCGUCAUCGUCAAGAGGUACUAUCCUCCUGCUGCAUGGCUGGCCUGACACCGCAUCAAUAUGGAGCACCUUCAUCGCCGACCAUCUCAUACCGCACGACUACAACGUGAUAGCCCCGGAUUGUCUAGGGGGUUCGUCGAGAGCGUCGUCUGUCUCGGCCACGACUGGGGCACGGGUCUCGCCUGCCGCCUGUACAACUUCCACCCUUCUCGUGUCGGCGGGCCCGUACUUUGCGCCGACCCCGGCGCCGUUCGACCUGGACGCCUUGAUCGCCGUGUCGCAGGAGCGGCUCGGCUACGGGGCGAUGUGGUACUGGAAGCUGUUCACGGCCGACGACGGAGCCGAGGUACUGAACAGUCACGUCGAGGGCAUAUGGACGAUUCUACGCGCCCUCCCGGAGACGUGGCUGGACACUCUGUGCGGCGGCGAGAAUGCCGUGCGCGAAUUCCUGCUUCGAGGCACCGCGAAGAAGGAGAAGAAGAAGAAGAAGAAGAAGGAGAAGGAGAAGAAGAAGAAGAAGAAGAAGAAGAAGAAGGAGAAGAAGAAGAAGAAGAAGAAGAUCAUCAAGAAGACGUUGGAGCUCAUGCCGUACGCGACCGAGGAGAGGAAGCAGGAGUUCAUCGACCUCGUGUCCAAGAACGGCUUCGAGGGGCCGUUGAGAUGGUACCGCGGUCUGACGUUCGGUGUCCAGGACGAGGCCAACAAGGAAGCGGCCGAGAACGACACUGUCGUCGUCGGGGGCGACAGAGACGUGCGCUGUCGAAUCGAGGACUUGCAGGCGCAGAUCGCUGCCGGUUUGCUUCCGCGCGCCGACGUCAGGGUCCUGAAGGGAAGCGGGCACCGGUGCACGUUAAGUGAUCCUACCGGGUUCGGAGACGCCGUGCUGGACUGGCUCGACGGUUUGCACGGUUGA